CGUAGACCCUCCCACUAGCAGAAGAGUGACACGCCAUUCAAUUGCUGCCUGGCCCUUCGCUUGUAGGAAGCAGGAGGGAUCUUUGAGCGUUCUCGUACAGAAGGAUAAUAAUAAUAUCUGAUAGAAACCGACCACAUCUGCCCUGCGUGAAGCAAAAGUUCAGCCGAAUUGUGUCGACAUGGGGAUCCGAAAAAAGACAAACAACAAGAAUCCGCCAGUGCUGAGCCAUGAGUUUGUCAUCCAAAACCAUGCCGAUAUUGUUUCCUGUGUUGCUAUGGUGUUCCUUCUCGGGCUGAUGUUUGAGGUCACCUCAAAGUUUGCAGUGUUAUUCAUAACUGUCCAGUAUAAUGUCACCAUAUCAACAAAUGGCCCAGAGGAGACAGCCGUGAACCACUUCCACCAUGGCAUCAAGGACUUGGCCACUACCUUCUUCUACAUGCUGGUGGCCGUCAUCAUGCAUGCCAUUAUCCAGGAGUAUGUGCUGGAUAAAAUUAACAGAAAGAAGCACUUCUCCAAAACCAAGCACAGCAAGUUCAAUGAGUCGGGCCAGCUCAGCGCCUUCUACUUAUUCUCCUUCGGCUGGGGCGCAAGCAUCCUGCUUUCUGAAAAGCUCCUGUCCAAUCCAGUCACCCUGUGGGAGGGUUAUCCCCAUACACUGAUGUCAUUCCAGAUGAAAUUCUACUUCAUUUGUCAGCUGGGCUACUGGUUACACGCUCUCCCUGAACUGUAUUUCCAAAAGACAAAGAAGGAGGAUAUUCCACGCCAACUUGUGUACAUCUUCCUGUACCUGGUCCACAUUGCAGGCGCCUACAUUCUAAAUCUGAACCGUCUGGGUCUGGUCCUGCUGGUGUUGCACUACUUUGUCGAGCUUCUGUUCCACGUUUCCCGCCUGCUCUACUUCAGCAACGAGAAGAGACAAAUGGGUUUCACCAUAUGGGCCGUCUUGUUUGUCCUUGGACGGCUGCUCACCCUGUCCUUGUCCGUCCUCACCGUGGGCUUUGGUCUCGCCACAUCUGAGAAUCAAGGCUUUGAUUUGGCUGCAGGAAACUUUAAUGUUAUUUUUGUUCGGAUAACUGUCCUGGCUGCCAUCUGCCUCACUCAGGCCUUCAUGAUGUGGAAAUUUAUCAACUUCCAGCUGCGCCGGUGGAGAGAGCAUGCUCAAACUCAGACCUUGAAGAAGAAACAAGUUCCUUCCAAGAGCAAAUCAAAGAAAGACAAAGCCAAUGGAGUAAAUGGAGUGAACUCCCAUGGAGCCGAUUCACCAAGAGCAAGAAAAGAGAAGUCAUCAUAAAUACAUUCCCCUACCGCCCCCUCUAUCGCCACCUUCUCAAAGAACCAUCUCUCUCUCUCCCCCCCCCCCCCAUCCCCGUAUCUCCACGGCUGUAUCCAGCCAACAGUCCCUCCAGCUCCUUGACCACCAUAUGCAUUUUUCAGCUCCCACACAGGACUGACCUCCCAGCUGGACUUCAAGGGCCAGAAUGCAUAUAGCUUUGCUUGUCGCCAGUCGUCCAGCACGCCUUGAUUUAAAAAUCAUUGCUCUGCUGUGCCAUUUCAAACGAAAAGAAAAGAAAUCCCGAAAUAAACUAUGAAAAAAUACCUUAUUUAAGAAGUGCCUAUUGAUACAGAUUGUUUUGUACAUGCUGUGUAAUUUUAAAAAUUCAGGAAUGGUGACGUCAGUGUUUAAUGUUUUCUUGAAUCAGGCCAUUCCUUGCUUUUACCUAAAUAGUGGUUAUUACAGCUUGUGAUUUAUUUUCCUUUUUUCCUUGUAUUUAUAAGUGCUAGUCGAGCUCCUCUUCUUUGCCACUGACUCCUGUCCCUCUUUUGAGGGAUAUUUGUAAACAUUGUAUGGAGUUUAUAAAUUUCCUUAUAAUAUCUCUUAUUUUUCCAUCAGUGAAGGUUGCAUACAGUCUUGGUAUAAUCUCUGGGUUCACACCACAGACUUUUCAAACUCAAUCACAAAGACAUUGUCAAAGACAUUGUCACUGGCUAACAGACACCUAAAGAUGGAAAGUGAAGUAGCAAGUUUUCACUUGUAGAUAGAGUAGGGAAGAGUGUCUAAAAGCAACCAAGGAAAACAGGAGACAUCACCCUGUAAUACUGUAAGUAGAUUUACAAUUCAGUAUUGUGCAAAACUGCCAGCAAAGACGUAGUAACCUGAUGUAGCAUUUAAUUAUGAGUUCAGAGCAGCUUUGUAAUCACAACAGAACAUAUUGAUUGCCAUAAAAUGAUACCAAAUUUUUUGCAGUUUUUCCUAUAACACUGUCAAUAAAUGAACACACUUUGCGUUUUAGUUUUGAGUGAUGAGAACUUUAUAAGAGAUGGAAAGUAAAAUCAGGCAAAACAUC
This is a messenger RNA of Perca fluviatilis (European perch), 2345 nucleotides long. RefSeq names its product translocation associated membrane protein 1 (gene tram1). Gene Ontology annotation, cellular component: endoplasmic reticulum membrane. NCBI's taxonomy places the organism in Eukaryota, Metazoa, Chordata, Actinopteri, Perciformes, Percidae. Bases 179 to 1291 code for a protein of 370 amino acids. The record is from RefSeq and is a predicted model, not a curated record. Gene Ontology annotation, biological process: protein insertion into ER membrane; SRP-dependent cotranslational protein targeting to membrane, translocation. The transcript is spliced from 11 exons.